GUCUCUCUCUCUCUCUCUGAGACAAAUCACUCAAUUAGACACAGGUAUGCAACCCUCUUAAUGUAUUGAUUAAAAGAAAGAGGUGAGUUUUCAUAUAUCAAAGCCCUUUUACUAUACCUUCCGGGAACUGGUGACAGCAAGUACAUGAGUAAAUGUCGGAGAUCAGCGAAGUCAUUGUGCUUUUUGUCUGUGUGGAAGGAGGUGGCUAUAGGCGGAUCCAGCACACGCAGGGUUAAGUACACGAGCCUGAGAUGAUGAGGAAAGACAACUGUUCCCUUAAAGGAGCCGAGAUUCCUCUGUCUUCUGAGUUCUUUCAAGCAAUCAAGCAGCAGCUGUGGCUCUUUCUGAUUCCUGUGGCUCUCAUUCUCAUCCUGCUCGCCGUGUUCCUCGAGGAGAUGGGAUUCUUCUUCAGGAACAGCCACUCCUCCAAGCGGCGCAGACUGUAUCUGUGGAUCCUGGGCAUCUACCCGGUGUUUGGUCUGAGUUCUCUCAUUGGAAUGUUUGUUCCCCGGUCCACUUCACUUUGCAACUUCAUCGCCUCUCUCUACCACUCCAUCACACUGUGGAAGUUCUUGGGGCUCGUCACAGAUUUCUUCGGCGGGAAAGUGCGGAUGCUGCAGAAGUUAAAAGGAGAGCAAGUCUCUCCAAAUCCAUUUCCCUGCUGCUGCUGUUGCUGCCUGCCCCUCAUAGCCAUCAACCGGACCAGUGUUCGGUGGAUGACGGCCGCUGUUUUUCAGCUCUCCGUGGUCCGAACGGUCCUGUUCUUUGUAAUCCUGGUUCUGUGGACGGAUGAGCAGUACGACUAUGGAGACGUCGGCUACAAGAACCCCAACGUCUAUGUGAAUGCUCUAAUCGGGGUGUCGACGCUGCUCUCCUUCUAUGGGUACCUGCUGUUCUACAAGGCUACCCGCCGUGCGCUCAGUGGCUAUGGUCUUCGAGGGAAGUUUGUCUGCAUCGUGUUGAUCUUGUUCUUGUGCGGGCUGCAAAGCGGAAUACUAGAGACGAUAGGAGCUUUUAAAGUGGUUCCCUGCACGCCGCCAUUCUCCAGACUCAUGCGAUCACAAUUGAUCUAUCACUACUCGGUAACCGUGGAGAUGUUCUGCAUUGGCCUCUUCGCUCGACAGUGCUUUCGUAAGAUCGAGCCCGACCCAGAAAGAGGGGAACAGCCAACUGGGCUGCAGAAGGAUGCGGGCGUCCAAACAGAAGAGGAGGUGGAACCAGGCGGGAGGGGCCUGGAGAUCUCAGAGGAGCCCUGGGCUGGGGCCACUAACACUGGUUACCACAGCGACAGCGAGGACAGCCUCUGUCGCAUUGAGCACGCCCCCCUGGACAAGUUCGACUUCUCUCCCUACCCCCAACUGGCUUCAAGGGCUCCCAGGAGCCCUUGUGAAGUGGUACAAGAGGGUAGGAGCCCCGGAAAUUCAUCAGGGUCCCCUGACGUGCGGUUGGAGACAGUUUUGGUUAAAGCACAGAUUAACUAUAGCAGCACAAAUGAAGUAACUGUGGUCUAGAUGGCUGCUUUUCACCCUGUGCUUGCUGUCACGGCAUUGAAAAGUCCUGGGUAGAAUAUAAUGGGUCAGUAAUAACAAGACUUUGGUUCUUAUCACACUCUAAGUAAUAUCACUCAAGUAUUUUUUCCCCCCAUCCAAUUAGAAGACUACCCUUUAAGUAAGUUGCUGUAUUGAAUGGCUUUGAAUAUAAAAGCAUGUGUAAGGAAACUAAACCAGGUAUGUGUUCCUGUGGGAAGGCACACCCACAACACAGAUUUAAGCUGAAUUUAACAAGUUUCCUUUAUUGAUUCCAAUAAUCACACUUUUACAUCUUAAUCAUAAUCAUUAGACACAACAGCCACUAGUUGAAAAUGAAGCAGUAAUUAGUGAAUCAAUCAAUCUAUCUAUUUUAUAUAGCGCCUUUCAUAGUGGAACA
Polyodon spathula (Mississippi paddlefish) is the source of this 1926-nucleotide messenger RNA. RefSeq names its product organic solute transporter subunit alpha. The record is from RefSeq and is a predicted model, not a curated record. The coding region runs from base 252 to 1511 and encodes 419 amino acids. NCBI's taxonomy places the organism in Eukaryota, Metazoa, Chordata, Actinopteri, Acipenseriformes, Polyodontidae. The transcript has 7 exons. Gene Ontology annotation, biological process: transport. Gene Ontology annotation, molecular function: transporter activity.